UGGGGACCAGGCUCAUGGCUUCGACCCAACAACUGUCGAGAACGCUUCAUUAGUGCUUACAUUUCCUAAAUACAGCAUAUGGACAGGUCCAAACCCCAACGCGAUCUCAGUCCUCUUGGGGCACUGCCAAUUCAUCGGGCGUUGCGUGCGAAGGCAGCCCUGGCUCCGCGUGGCCGCGACACGACCUAUUGUACCCAGGUUCGACCAUCGCUCCCUGCUUGACGCGUCAGCCUCAUCUCUCAGAUAUAUGCGUUUGCUAGACGACAUGUGGAAUAUCUCGUAUUCGUAUAUAUCACAAGGGCGACUGUCUUUCUUUCUAUUAAAUAUUUGCUUGGCACUAGCAGGCUUAUGCUUGGCCAGCCAUACAAUCGCCCCAAAUGAUACGGCUUGGCAGCUGCCAGCAUCCGGUUGGGCGACUAUGACCCAUUAUGAGCUUCCGAAGGGCUGGGUAGCGUCUUGCGGCUGCGUUGGGCGCGUCACGUAUCACCCAGUAGCAGCGCUGAAUAGACUCGCGUAUGGCUCGAACACAAGCUUUGGGCCCGCCUGUGGCACUUGCGUCAAGCUCGUCCUCAAAUCAACACCUUUGACUCCCUUGCCCGGGCCAGAUGGUACCGGCGGUAAUGGGAUAGCCUUUGAUGAGCAGCAGCAAGAUGACGGGGAAGCACCCAGUGUCGUCGUCAAGAUCGCCGACUUGUGUCCAGGCUUGGGGGGCCCGCAUUGCAAUGCGACGGUGAAAGGACCCAAUGCGCUCGGCUCCUAUGUUCACUUUGACCUGGCUUGGCCCAGCCCCACUAACGCUAUCCCUGCCAACUUUUUUCCCGGCGACCAUGAUUAUGGCGUAUGGAAUGUCACCUACGCUUUCGUCUCCUGCCAGCAGUGGGCCGGAUACAACGAUGCUGCGGCUCUGGGGUCAGAAUGGGGGCAGCAAAACUCGGCCUGCUGCCCUGACGACCCUGUUCUGCCGUCGAAUACGCAAUACGGACUCACAAUUCUGCAAUCAGCAGCGGCGAUCACUGCUGACGGACUCGUUGGUGCGAGUUCUCAGCGGGCCACCUGCCCGCCAUACUGGUCGACCCGUGCUGCCGACCCGGCCAUCGUGCCGAACACUUCCAACAUCUUGAGCAAGGACGAUGGGAUCGGGAACAGUGCUGCUUCCUUCAAGGGCGAAAGCGGCGCGCAACGGCUGUGGACCUUGCCAUGGUUGGCAGCAGGUCUCGUCAGCCUUCCGCCCUUGCUCCCAACCUAAAAUGCCCGAGCUGGUGGGGAAUAGACCUCCACAGCGCGCCUUCUGUCUAUCAGGCCAUUAUUCAGCGAUAUACGUCAAUCUCUCACAUGCCGGGCUUCAUUUAUUUAGACGGGAUGACAGGACUCAACGGGCAGGGAUUAGGCCUUAUUCGUACAUGAGCCAGUGCUUCAAUGGUGUCAAGGGGUUUAGGGAGUGCUUGCAAUGCAGCAUGU
Messenger RNA from Tilletiaria anomala UBC 951, 1458 nucleotides. RefSeq lists its product as uncharacterized. Lineage: Eukaryota; Fungi; Basidiomycota; Exobasidiomycetes; Georgefischeriales; Tilletiariaceae. The record is from RefSeq and is a predicted model, not a curated record. Bases 419 to 1246 code for a protein of 275 amino acids. The transcript has 2 exons.